Beauveria bassiana ARSEF 2860 is the source of this 783-nucleotide messenger RNA. RefSeq lists its product as uncharacterized. The record is from RefSeq and is a predicted model, not a curated record. The coding region runs from base 1 to 783 and encodes 260 amino acids. The transcript is spliced from 2 exons. NCBI's taxonomy places the organism in Eukaryota, Fungi, Ascomycota, Sordariomycetes, Hypocreales, Cordycipitaceae.
AUGUCUGCCAAAGUCGUGAGCCAGCGAGAAUGGAUCGAGGCCAGCAAAGCGCUCCUCGAAAAAGAAAAGGACCUCAUGCGCGCCGCCGACGCACUCAGCGCCGCUCGUCGCGCGCUGCCAAUGGUUCGAGUGGACCGUGACUACGCAUUCACAGCAGCCGCUGCCAAUAAAGCCGACGCCGACGCUGACGCCGACCCCAUCUCCCUCAGCGACCUGUUUGACGGCAUGGACCAGCUCAUCGUCUACCACUUCAUGUUCGCGCCCGACGACGCGCGAGGCUGCCGCGGCUGCGCCCACGUGGCCGAGUGCCUGCCCGACGCACGCCACCUGCGCUCGCGCCGCACCCAGCUGGUCUGCGUGUCGCGCGCGGCGCCGGACAGGCUCGCGGCCUGGAGGGAAAAGUGCGGCUGGACGUUUCCGUGGUACUCGACGGCUCGGGAUGCCAGUAACCAGUUCAACAGAGACUUUUACGUAUCCGUUGACCAAGGUGCCGCGGCGGAGAGCGCGCCGGCCGAUGCGCCGGGCGGCUUGUUUAAUUUUCGCACCAAGCAGGAGAUGGAGGCGCUGGGGAAGAAGCCGUAUGCGGGCGAGUAUUUUGGCUUUAGCGUCUUCGUCAAGAAUGAGAGGGGUGAGGUGUUUCAUACGUACUCGACAUAUGGACGAGGAGUGGAAAGAGUCAUGUCUACGUUUGCGCUGCUCGACAUUACGCCUCUGGGCAGACAGGAUGAGCCGGCAGGACCUGGCGCAUUCAAAGUCAAAUACGCAUAUGAGCAGGACGCUUGA